AUGGGACCCGAAGUUAGCCCGACGAAGAUUCUGUCAUUUAGUGAAAUCGCCACAAGUCCUCCAUCAAGCGCCGUCUACGCAAUGAUGACCAACCACAUAGCUCCUGCUCUAUGGUUAUAUCUGAAACAUCGUGAAUUUGUCUCAUAUUUCUCACCUGAUCAUCAGAAUUCAUGGCAACGGAAAGUCAGCUUCGUGAGCACAUGCAUUGGACUGAUGGCAGUAGCAUGUCUCCAAAUGAGUGUCAAUUUUCCGAAAUAUAAAAUACCAUAUGUUCAAGUCUAUUCCAAUAUGUUACUGGUGAUAUUCGCCGUGGUGUAUGUUUGGAUCCAUACGAUUCUCUCAACUUUUGUCAUCGAUGCCAACAUAGCCCGUCUGAAACUCUUAUUUGCAGGGGUUUAUUGGCUGCUGGAUUCACUUCUUGCUGCUGUGGAACUAGACGACUCGAGCUCGGGAGCCGUGUGCGAGUGGGGAGCAUAUUUUUUCAUGUGUCUUUUUCUGCUCACUGACGCGUACGAAUUCCGGAAUCUCAUUUUUCGUGCUCCAAAAUUGGUGAUUCCUGGUGCUCCGUUAUACAACGCAGAACGGAUGACAUCGUCGCCUUCUCCUUUGCCGCGUCGACGGGAACUUUCAUUCACUGAUCUACCAGACAGCACACUUAGAGUACCUCUGGUACUGUAA
Messenger RNA from Ostertagia ostertagi, 678 nucleotides. Lineage: Eukaryota; Metazoa; Nematoda; Chromadorea; Rhabditida; Trichostrongylidae. The record is from the annotation of a GenBank genome assembly.